AUGAAGGUUUUCAACGUUAUCGUCCUCGCCUUUGUUGCUACUGUCGUCGCAUCGCCAGCCCCAGAGCCAAUGGGCGAGCCCGGCUCUGUCGCUGAGCUCCACAAGCGUCAGUGCUCCUCCUGCAGGAACGGCCAAUACAGCUGUGUCUGCGGACCCGGACAAUGGUGCUGGUACAAGUGCUAA
Molecule: messenger RNA, 183 nt
Organism: Orbilia oligospora ATCC 24927
Lineage: Eukaryota; Fungi; Ascomycota; Orbiliomycetes; Orbiliales; Orbiliaceae
Exons: 2
Coding region: 1-183 (60 amino acids)
Source: RefSeq, a predicted model, not a curated record